CACAAAGUUAUCGUACGCUUUUAACCCAUGAGUAACGGGAUUAAUGAGAAAUAAUUUACUCACUGGUUAAACUCUUUGAGAAGAUAACGACUAUCGCAAACCUAUAAAAGUUCAUAUUUUCGAAUGCGUUUUUAUCUUAUCGAAAUACAUUUAGUGCAAAUUUCUCUUCAUGUUGAGACAUUAGUCUUCCAUCAACUUUGCAGAAGAGAAGAACAUCCAAGUCAAUUCUUAAUUCAUAAAUCAGAUAAUCAAAAUGGAAGAUCGAAAGUUCGAUAUCAGUCAAAAUUUGUGUGAAUCAUCAUGCUUUAAAGCUGCUAAACAAUUGCUGGAGAAUUCCGAUAAGAAAGCGGGAUUCGAGGAAUUUAUUUAUUUAUUUAUUUUUGUUUUUUGUAUUAUAUUAACUCUAGUAUUUAAUACUAUAUUUAAUAGAAAAGAAAAUAAUGAAGCACUUAAGACUAAGGAUGAACUAAUAGAAAAACUAAAAGAAUCACUGGAGCUAUCUGAAGAUAAUCGCAAGCUAUGGGACAAGAACCAAUUAGAAAUGACAACUAAAAUAGAUAAUCUUAUGGCUCAACUGGCCACUGCCAAUGAGAAAAUGAUUGAUAAAGAUAAUGAGAUUGCAAUGCUGACAUCAACAAUUAGUAGAAAUGAGAAAGAGAUUAAUCACGCGAUUGAGAUUAUUAUCGGAUUGAGCCGUCAAAUAAAUGGUGACUGAUGAACAAGGUUUAAAUCCUACAUCCUUUGUGAGGUUACUAAUUAUGUCGAAAGUAUUCACCAAUCAAAAAAAAAAAUGGAUAAUAUAUAUUAAAAAACGAAUAAACCAUUGAAUAAAAUUAGUUAAACACAUUUCUUGAUUCCCAUCCAAACAAAUAUUAAAUUCUAGACUUUAGUUGAAAUAACUUUCGAUUGUUGGCCCUAAUCGAUUUAUUGGCGAUCAAAAGACACUCUCCAGUCACUCUACAAUCGCUCCGCUUUUGGAUUGAUUAAUGGCGGAACUAUAAAUUCGAGCUUCCAGCGCAGCGUAGCUCUAC
Drosophila sulfurigaster albostrigata is the source of this 1031-nucleotide messenger RNA. RefSeq lists its product as uncharacterized. Lineage: Eukaryota; Metazoa; Arthropoda; Insecta; Diptera; Drosophilidae. Bases 254 to 715 code for a protein of 153 amino acids. The transcript has 2 exons. The record is from RefSeq and is a predicted model, not a curated record.